Molecule: messenger RNA, 1155 nt
Organism: Vitis vinifera (wine grape)
Lineage: Eukaryota; Viridiplantae; Streptophyta; Magnoliopsida; Vitales; Vitaceae
Exons: 1
Coding region: 1-1155 (384 amino acids)
Biological process (GO): regulation of DNA-templated transcription; chloroplast organization
Cellular component (GO): chloroplast
Molecular function (GO): double-stranded DNA binding
Source: RefSeq, a predicted model, not a curated record
AUGACGAUGAUGGUGGGCUUCCUCCGCAAAGCCCUUGUGCUCCAGGUGAGGUUUACUCUCUCAGCUUCACCAACUCCACAAAGCCUGCCUUAUCUUCACCACCACCUCUACCCAUUCUCAUCUUCAUCCGAAGCACACUCAUUCAUUGUGUCUCACCUCAUAAACUCAUGUGGCUUCUCCCAUAAAGCGGCUCUAUCGGCUUCCAAAUACUUGCACUUUAAAACCCCAGAAAAACCCAAUUCGGUCUUUGCCUUCUUCAACAGCCAUGGCUUCUCCGAAUCCCAAACCUCAAAAAUUGUCAGAUCACAACCUCAACUCCUCGUAUCCGACCCAGACAAAUCCCUUUUGCCCAAACUCCAUUUUUUCUACUCCAAAGGCGCUUCUAACCCUGACGUUGUCAAGAUCAUAGCCUCUUGCCCAGUCAUCUUGAAACGAAGUUUGGAAAAUCAAAUCAUCCCAUCCUUUAAUUUCUUCAAAGAUUUCUUUCAAUCCGAGGAGGUGACAAUGGCUACUGUUAAACGCUUUUCACGGGUUCUAAUAGUUAAUCCCCACAUCUGUGUGGAAUCUAAUAUCAAUGCGUUGCAAGAAUCUGGAGUACCCAAAUCUAAUAUUGCCGCAUUGCUAAGCCUCCAGCCUAGGGCAUUCAUGGUGAGACCAAAUCAUUUUAGGGAGAUUUUGGAGGAAGUAAAGAAAAUGGGGUUUGAUCCUUCAAAAACAAGGUUUCCCACAGCAGUCCAAGCAAUGACAGGGAUGUCAAAAUCAACCUGGGAAAGGAAGAUCGAUGCUUAUAAGAGGUGGGGCUGGUCUGAGGAAGAUAUUUGGUUAGCCUUUACGAAGUCACCCUGGUGUAUGAUAUAUUCCGAGGAUAAAAUAAUGGCAACAAUGGAUUUCUUCGUCAAUAAAAUGGGGAGGGAGUCUUCUUUGAUUGCUAACCGGCCCUUUCUCAUCGGGCUUAGCUUGGAGAAGAGAAUUAUUCCUCGGUAUUCAGUUGUUCAAGUUUUGUUGUCAAAGGGUUUGAUUGAUAAAGACAUUAGCCUGGUAGUUCUGUUUGAAUCUACUGAAAAGAUGUUUCUGGAAAAGUUUGUGAAUGGCUACAAGGAAGAAGCUCCUCAGUUAUUGAACUUGUACCAGGAAAAAGUCAAUCUUUCAGGAUAA